ACCUACUCCAACAAGGCCACAACCUCUAAAUCGUGCCACUGCCUGGGCCAAGCAUACAAACCAUCCCAUCACCUGUGAAAUGGGUUUGAAAACAGUUAGGAAACCAGGCAAAGGCCUUUGAAGAGGGAGGUGUUUUAUUCAGGUAGCUGAAGCCAGAGUCUACAGGCCACUAGGAGCUGCCAAGUGAGACCUUAUAUAGGAUAAGGGGUCUCUUAAAAAGGUUAAGUGGGUUUUAGUAACCAGAAAUUUACAUGUCAUUAUUUUAAAAGAACCAAAUUACACAGUUCCCAGAGAGGGGAGCUAUACCCCAAUGUCUAAAAUCCUGUUCCAGAAAAAACAAAAAUAACCACGGUCCUGGUGAGGCGCUUUUACCAAGCAUUACCAGGCUCCAAGCGGGAGGACCCUCGCUUUCACUGUCCAGGAAAACAUGCCAGAGACGACAACUGACUGCCCUGGGCCUGGUGGAGUUCCAAGCCUCUAAGGCCAGACCUCAGGAGGAGCAGAGAAAAGGGUCUAGGGAAGAAACGUAGAGGAGUCAGGGUGGGCCGGAGGAAGCCCUGCCCUAGCUCCCACUGCGUCAGAGGCAGGCAAGGAUGACUUGGAUCCCUGCCAUGGAACGUUCUAGGGCACCAGAGAGCAGCGUCCCAGAUGCCGUACGCACUGCCGCGACUUCCUGGACUACUGCCCUUCGCCCUUCCGCAACAGUCGCACCGGUAGCCUCCGUCCCUUUAAGAGGUCUGCGCUCCGGGCCUCGCUUCCGCCAUGGCCGCUCAGCUGCUGGAGGAGGACUUGCUGAAUUGCUCCAUCUGCCUAGGUCGCUACCGGGACCCGGUGACGCUGCCCUGCGGGCACAGCUUCUGCGGGAACUGCAUCCAGGAUUCGUGGCGCCGCUGCGAAAAGACCUGCCCCCAGUGUCGCCAGCCCUUCCCCGAGGGCGCCAAGCUGUCCCGCAACGUGACGCUGAGCACUUUGCUGCAGGCGCUGCCCGGCGUUCUGCAGGCGCCGCCCGCCGCCGCCGCCGCCCCGCGCCCGGACCCCGCCACAGGCCACAGCGCUCGCUGCCCGCGCCACGGGAGGCCGCUCGAGUUCUUCUGUCGCACGGAGGGCCUCUGCGUGUGCAGCGCGUGCACGGUGCACGACUGCAGCCACCACGAGCGGGCGCUGCUGGACGUGGAGCGCCGCAUGCGCGAGGACCAGCUGAGAGCGAGGGUACUGGCUACCCGGCAACAGGUCGCUCAGGCAGAGAACCAGCUUCAGGAGCUGCAGCAGCAGAACAGUCGCAUUGAGAGUUCAGCCUGCACCCUGGCCUCCGCAGUCUCCAGGAGAUUCAGUAGCCUGCUUCAGGUGCUGGAGAAGCAGCAGGCCUCGACACUGAGUGAUAUAGAGGUAGCCAAGAAGCAGGCGCUGGGCCAAGUUCUGGAUGAGGAACAGCGGCUGACUGACCACCUAAGGGCCCUGUCUCAGUACGACCACAGUGUCCAGGAUCUCCUGGGGCAGGUGGAUGAUUACAUCUUCUUCCAGGAAUUACGGCAGCUCCCUGAGCCCGUAGAAUCCCUCGGGCCACUCACCUCUCCACAGUGGGAUGAAGAGCAGCAGCUGAACAACGUGAACCAGCUGCUUAGCCCGCUGUGUGAGCUCCUCCUUGCAGAGAAGAACCUCCCCAAGGCAGUAGCCAAAGCUGCCGAUGCUGGCCCUAGGGAGGCCUUGGGUCGCCUGCCACCAGUCCCCAGCGCAGCUUGUCCACUGAGGAGGAAGCUCUGGCAGAAUUAUCGAAACCUGACCUUUGACCCAGAGACUGCCAACCAGUAUUUGCGCUUGUCUCACAAGGACCAGCGGGUGACACACCAUUUCCAGGCCCAGGGCCCAGCCAGGUCGGGCAGCUUCGAGCUGUGGCAGGUGCAAUGUACCCAGAGUUUUCAGACUGGACAACAUUACUGGGAGGUCCAUGCCUCUGAUCACUCCGUCACUCUGGGCGUCACUUACCCAAAGCUAUCCCGCCAAAAGCUGGGGACCCAUACAGAUAACAUCGGUCGUGGACCCUGCUCCUGGGGCCUCUGCAUCCAGGCGGACAGUAUCCAGGCCUGGCAUGACGGCAAAUCUCGGCGCCUGCGUGGAUUACCCGGACGACUCCUGGGCGUAGAUUUGAACUUGACCUCUGGCUCCCUCACCUUCUACAGCCUGGAGCCAUGCACGCAGCUGCUGCACACUUUCUAUGCAGUUUUCAACCAGCCUGUCUUCCCUGUCUUCUGGCUCCUUGAGGGGAGGACCCUCACUCUCUGCCAUCAGCCUGAGGCCAAGCUCCCUCCAAGGCCCCAGGAAGAGGCCACAGCACCCAGCUGAGGAAGGCACAGACAGAUGCCACCGUGCCUGUGUGCCCAAAAGUGGCUCAGCCUCUGGCUUGGAGACCGAGGCCAAUCUUCUAGAAGGACAGCUGUUGGCCUCUCUGUCGAGAGGAGGGACAUGGGAGAGGAGCCCUAAGUCAAAGUUUACUUUUUACUAUCUUUGAAGGGGCCAGAAAGAAAUUAAAUAGGAAGCCCUAGCUCCAAUCAAGAACCAGGUUCCUGGCAUUGCACGGACAUCUGCCUUAGUCACUGUUCUAUUGAUGUGAAGAGACACCAUGACUAAGGCAACUCUUACAGAAGAAAGCAUUUAAAUAAUCCCAGCACUUGGGGGCAGAG
Messenger RNA from Mastomys coucha (southern multimammate mouse), 2678 nucleotides. RefSeq names its product tripartite motif containing 65 (gene Trim65). Lineage: Eukaryota; Metazoa; Chordata; Mammalia; Rodentia; Muridae. Gene Ontology annotation, biological process: positive regulation of autophagy. Gene Ontology annotation, molecular function: protein binding; metal ion binding. The transcript is spliced from 6 exons. The record is from RefSeq and is a predicted model, not a curated record. Bases 763 to 2340 code for a protein of 525 amino acids.